AUGCUUAGCGAACAAGCGACUAAAUAUCCAUCAAAUGAAAAGUUUGACGCUCUUUCUAGUGGCAAAUCAAGCAAUUCAGACAUAGUUCAAAAUGAUUCAAGUGAAGUGCAGCCUAAAAAGAAGAAGAAGGGGCUCUUGAGCCACCUUAAGAUAAAAAAUAUCUUUGAAAAGAUCGAAGAUAGACCAACUCCAAAAGAAGUUUACAACUACCGUGUUUACUUGACUGCUAUUAUGGCUUCUGCUGCUGCCAUUAUUAUUGGAUACGACUCUGGUUUCAUCGGAGGGGCAGUUGCUUUACCAGCAUUUCAGAAAGAGUUUGGUUUAGAUGUUGCUCCUAAUCUGGCUUAUAUCAUAUCUAACGUUAUUUCUGUUUUCCAUGUUGGUUGUUUUUUUGGUGCGCUUUUCUCAUAUCCAGCUUCAUAUUACCUUGGAAGAAGGAUCCCUUUAAUUGCUGCUUCUUUAUUAAUCACUUUGGGUUCAGGUGUCAUGCUUGCUGCAGACAGCAGCAGAGGGCUUGGUCCUAUUUAUGCAGGAAGAGUUCUAGCUGGGUUAUCGGUCGGAUGUUCUACCAAUUUGACUGUUGUUUAUAUUUCUGAAAUCUCGCCGCCAGCUAUUAGAGGUCAGCUAACUGCAAGUUAUGAAAUUGGAUGGAGAGUUGGUGAUUUAGUUGGAUUUUGGAUCAAUUACGGUGUUGAUUCGACCCUUCCUCCCGGUAAAAACCAAUGGUUUAUACCAUUUGCUAUUCAGUUAAUUCCAAGUGGAUUAUUUUUGAUUGGUAGUUUAUUUAUGAAAGAAAGUCCGAGAUGGUUAAUGCAAGUUGGAAGGGAUCAAGAAGCAAUCAAGAAUCUUUGUUGGUUUAGACAAUUACCUGAGUCAGAUGAAUAUAUUAUAUACGAGGUCAAUCAGUGUAAAGAAAGUAUUGAUAAACAGAGACAAGAGGUUGGAUUAGGGUUAAUGGAUCCAUUUUACGAAGUAUUUUUCCACAAAUUGAAUUUGUUGUACAGGUUAUUCAUUACAGUGAUGUUGUUUAUAUUCUGUAACUUUAUGGGUAUCCAAGCUAUUAACUACUAUUCACCAAAGUUGUUCAAAGGUUUAGGAAUUCAAGGUACAAAUGCAUCGUUAUUCUCGACAGGUAUGUUUGGUGUUGUCAAAUUCGUUUGUACGUUUAUCUACAUUUUAUUUGUUGUUGAUUCGUUUGGAAGAAGGAAAGCGUUUAUGUUUUCAUCUAGUCUUUGUUCAAUUUGUUUCUGGUAUAUCGGAGCUUAUUUGAAGAUUAAUGAUCCUACAAAACCAGGGGUCCUGGCUGGUCCAGGGGGUAAAGCAGCUAUUGGAAUGAUGUAUAUUUGGAUCGCUUCAUUUAUUACUGCAUGGUCAGGUGGUCCUUUCGUUGUGGGAAGUGAGGUGUUUGAUCAAAACAUUAGAUCUUUUGUUCAAGCUAUCAAUGCUGCCAUGUCAUGGGUAGCCAUUUUUGUCAUGUCGCGAUGGACUCAAAAUAUGAUCCAAACAAUGCAAUACGGUAUAUAUUUCUUCUUUGCCUCACUAGCCGUCAUUUCAGUGCCAUUUGUUUACUUUUUGUUACCUGAAACAAAGGGUAUUGCCUUGGAAGAUAUGGACAAAUUGUUCAACUCAAAGAUCCCAGCUAGAAAAGCACACAAGAUUGUAUUGAGCAAUGUCAGACACGAGACUGAAGAGAUAUUCCACGAGAAUCAUGAACGAGGAUUAUUCAAAAUGGAUACCAACAAACCAGAGGUUGAAAAUGUAGAGGAUAUUUUUGAAAAUAAUAGACGUGAUGUAUAG
Messenger RNA from Lodderomyces oxycetoniae, 1797 nucleotides. Its product is annotated as sugar porter family MFS transporter. The record is from RefSeq and is a predicted model, not a curated record. NCBI's taxonomy places the organism in Eukaryota, Fungi, Ascomycota, Pichiomycetes, Serinales, Debaryomycetaceae. Gene Ontology annotation, biological process: carbohydrate transport; transmembrane transport. The transcript has a single exon. Gene Ontology annotation, molecular function: carbohydrate:proton symporter activity. Gene Ontology annotation, cellular component: membrane. Bases 1 to 1797 code for a protein of 598 amino acids.